Molecule: messenger RNA, 1456 nt
Organism: Benincasa hispida (wax gourd)
Lineage: Eukaryota; Viridiplantae; Streptophyta; Magnoliopsida; Cucurbitales; Cucurbitaceae
Source: RefSeq, a predicted model, not a curated record
UUUUCUGUGGUUACAAUAAAAGUUCUCUCUCUCUCUCUCUCUCUCUCUCUUAUUUUGCUGCUUCAUUCUACUUUUUCCCAUCUUUAUUGUUGUUCAUAUUUUCUUUUUCCCAAAAAUUUACUUGUCGUCUUUUGUAACAAUAAAAAGAUUACUGUACAAAAUGAAACAUUUUUACCAUUUGUUCGAUUUUUCAGGUUAAAAACACCUGGCGUAUAUGUUCCAAGAAAGAAAUCAGAAACUAUACAUAAUCCUUACAAAGAAAUUCAUGAGGUGGAUAUAGAACCUGUUCUUGCAAUUGAUUUUAACAUCAAAGAUAUUCCAAAGACUGUAAUAUGGGAGAAGUACGUACCCCAAGGCUCAGAUGAAUGGGAUUUUCAAGUUGCUGUGUCUAAGUUGUUCGAUGAACGUCCUAUAUGGCCAAAGGAUUCUCUAGUUCAACGACUGCUUGAUAUGGGCCUAACUUUUAGCCAUGGAGUGUUGAGAAGGCUUCUUUCUAGAAUUGCAUAUUACUUUUCCAGUGGACCUUUCCAAAGAUUUUGGAUAAAAAAAGGUUAUGAUCCUCGAAAAGAUCGUGAUUCUCGCAUAUACCAACGAAUUGAUUUUCGAGUUCCCGCAUCAUUACGAAGUUAUUGCAAUUCCAAUGCUUCCAACAAAUUGUGUUACGGACAUGCAGAGAUAAGUGCAUUUCAAGUUUUUCCUCACAAGUUCCAAACAUCAUUGCAACUUUUCGAACUUGAAGAUGAGUAUAUUCAAGAAGAGAUAAGAAAACCCUCCGAGGAAGCAUCAUGUUCGUAUGAAUCCGGAUGGUUUUCUCUGCGUAUCAUAAAUUGCAUCCGACAACGAAUCAUGAUGAGGUUUUUAUCAGUGUUCCCAACAGCAGGUGCUGAAGCUUUGCUCAGAGCAGCCUCUGAAAGCUUUGAAAAAUUGAAGAGGGAGGAUAGAAAAGAGUGCUCAAAGGUCGAUCAGGGAGGGGAACAUGAAACCAACGCAGCUGUGAUCAAUGAUGACAAAUUGGAAGCUAAUUACGCCGAAGAAGAUGAAGAAGAUGGCGAAGAUGGCUUAGGAGUUGAGAGUGGUGAUGAGGCAUUAGAUGCAUACGACAAUUUCGAUAUGGUUGGUGACGAUGACGAGAUUUCUCUGCAGUCACAUUCAUAUUUAAACAUGGAGAAUGUUUCGAGAACACAUUUGCAAGAAUUGUUUGGUAGCUUUCCGUCGUUGGAUGAAGAUGGCCUGAAGAUGGACGAUGGAGAUGGCAGUGAAGAAGAGUAUCAAAUUUAUGAGCAAGAUACUGAUAUGGACUCUGACGACGAUGAUUCAUAGUUUCCUUCUCUUUCUUUUUAUUUUUUUUUCCAGAAUAUUGUAAGUUAAUUUAUGUUUCCUUAAUUAGUUUUGUUGUAAUUAUAAUUAUUAUUUUAUCAAUCUAUCAAGUAGUGAUUUACUAUUUUUUUUCCCCAAA